This is a messenger RNA of Metarhizium acridum CQMa 102, 1479 nucleotides long. RefSeq lists its product as uncharacterized. Lineage: Eukaryota; Fungi; Ascomycota; Sordariomycetes; Hypocreales; Clavicipitaceae. The record is from RefSeq and is a predicted model, not a curated record.
AUGACUGUCACCGAUGAAAGCUUACCCACUUACCCCUGGGAAGCCGGGGCGAUCAAGAAGCGUCAGCAGCGUAACGAGGCUAUUCCAGAGGCAUGGAGGCUCCAUCAAAAUCUCCAGGGUGGCCUCAAAACACCGUUGGAGAAAUCUAAAAAUAAUCUCCUGGAGCUUAAUUUCAUCGCGCCAAUCUGGAAUUUUGACCGACGAGGUGCAGAUUACAGAAUCAAGCGAUUCUCCUUCUGUAAACGGGCUGCGGUGGCUCAUCAGCUUAUUGCUGGUAUGGCGUCGACACUGGGCCUUACGGCCUAUCUAGACCAUAGAGCCGAGUCUAAUUCGGCACUUGUUGAUAUCCUACUUGCCCUCGGAGCCGUGCUGUAUUGCAAAACCCAUGUUCCUCAGACGAUGAUGAACGCUUAUCCUUGGACUACUAGUCUCAGUGCCGGAGGAUCCCGCGGAGGCGAGGGCGCUCUGAUUGCCAUGCGCGGCGCUCCCAUCGGUGUUGGAACUGAUCCUGCGGGAAUGUCUGCAAAGAAGAUGCUUGACAAAGUUCUCAUGACAGGGUCUAUUAGUGUUUCUGCACUCUGCUGUGGAACGUGCGGCUUUCGUCCGACGGCUUCUCGAAUUCCAAACGGUGGACAGCAGGGAUGCGCAGACGAAGGGCUGGCGCAAAUUUUACCUGGUGCUGGAACCCUCGCAAACGAUACGAAGGCUCUCACUCUUUUCGUUAAAGCCGUGCUACCGGCAAAGCCUGCAUUAUAUGAUGCUUCCGCACUGGAUGUCAACUGGAGAGAUAUCCGGGGACCCUUCGGACGUAAAUUGCGGUUUGGGCUGCUUCCUGAAGAUUCGACAUAUCCUUUGCACCCUCCGGUGCGGAGAACAAUUGCGGAGGCUUCGCGUCUGCUCCAGGCAAGCGGGCACGAAGUGGUUGAACUGCAGUCCGACGAGUGUCGCAUCUCUGAAGCGCUACAGGUGGCCUUUGCCCUGUUUGCGUUGGACGAAACCGCCGAUGGAAUUGUAAAAGCUGCGGGCGAGCCACCGGUUCCCUCCCGCAUCAAAUUGACCAAGAGAUGGGUAAAGCUCCACAGGAGUUCGUCUCAGAUUUGCGUAACCCCAGGCCUCAAGCAGCUAUCCGGGUUGAACCUUAAAAGACGAGAAUUGAUUAGUGACUGGUGCAGGCUCUGGCAAAAGUAUGAAACUGAUGCAGUCAUUGGGCCGGGGGGUCGUACCACAGCGAUUGAGCAUGACGAGUUCACGCUGCCGCCCUACACUGUGCUCAUGGAUCUCCUGGACGUGAUUCGUCGUCUUUUUGCUGAUGUUGUCGUUGUCGCCGAUAACAAACGCAUCCGGUCCAUGACCUUGCUGACUGGCUUCGUGCUACAGUGUCCCGCGUGUAGCAUCCCGUUUGGACGAGUCACGGAGUCAGAUGCUGCGGAAAGACUAGACCUGCAGCCAGGCCAGGUUGUUCCGUCUUGUGAGUUUUGA